This is a messenger RNA of Callorhinchus milii (elephant shark), 1484 nucleotides long. It is a transcript of the gene plekha3, whose product is annotated as pleckstrin homology domain containing, family A (phosphoinositide binding specific) member 3. Gene Ontology annotation, cellular component: trans-Golgi network; early endosome; recycling endosome. Lineage: Eukaryota; Metazoa; Chordata; Chondrichthyes; Chimaeriformes; Callorhinchidae. Bases 279 to 1229 code for a protein of 316 amino acids. The record is from RefSeq and is a predicted model, not a curated record. Gene Ontology annotation, biological process: endosome organization; receptor recycling; retrograde transport, endosome to Golgi. The transcript has 8 exons.
GUCGGGACUCGGGGGCUCAGUGACGGGGGGGCGGGGUGUCGAGUCCGAGUCGAGUCUCCCUCCUUCCCCGCUCUGACCGUCUCCCAGGCCUGGCCCGGUUCGGUUCAGUUUAGGCCCCAGCCCGGCUCUGCUCUGCUCGGCCCGGUGAUGAGACGUCGGCCGCCGCUCGCUCCACUCUGCUCGUCCCGCCGCCGCCGCCGCUGUUGUUGUUGUUGUUGUUGUUGCUGCUGCGUCGAGCGCGUCCUGCGGUGAGAGGGCGGAAACAAGAGCAUGUGAACAUGGAAGGGAUUCUGCACAAGUGGACCAAUUACCUGACCGGUUGGCAGCCGCGUUGGUUUGUUUUGGACAGUGGUAUACUUUCAUACUAUGACUCUCAGGACGAUGUUAACAAAGGCAGUAAAGGAAGUAUCAAAAUGUCUGUGUGUGAAAUUAAAGUGCAUCCAGCUGACAACACACGGAUGGAGCUAAUAAUUCCUGGGGAGCAGCACUUCUAUGUGAAAUCAGUAAAUGCUGCUGAAAGGCAGAGGUGGUUGGUAGCACUUGGGAGCUCAAAAGCUUGCUUGACCGAUACCAGGACUAAAAAGGAAAAGGAAAUCAGUGAAACCAAUGAAUCACUGAAAACUAAGAUGUCAGAACUCCGAUUAUAUUGUGAUUUAUUGAUGCAACAAGUUCAUACGAUACAACAAGUUCAUACGAUGCAAGACCAGCCAAAUUUGUCGCCGAAUGCUGAGAAUAUGAACGAAGCUUCUUCUUUGCUCAGUGCCACAUGCAAUACCUUCAUCACAACUCUUGAGGAGUGUAUGAAGAUAGCCAAUGCCAAGUUUAAGCCAGAAAUGUUCCAGCUUUCUCACUCCGAUCCACUUGUUUCUCCUGUGUCGCCUUCACCUGUUCAAAUGGUUCGGAUGAAACGUUCAAUCAGUCAUCCUGGAACCAUUCCUUAUGACAGAAAAAUAGAAACAAAUCAUCAAAAGGAAAAUAUCGAUGUACUAGCACGUGCAGAAGAAAUAACAUCUUUUAGAUCUCACAGGAGAAUAAGGACAUAUUCGGAUACUGAAUCUUAUAGCGACAGUGCUCUUGAGAAUGCAGAAAAGACUGCUCAAAAUAUGCGAAAUUUAUUGUCUAUCGCAAAUGGUGAAUUCACUCCAGUGACCAUUCCAGAAGAAAAUACUACAACCUUAAGGAAAAAGACUUCAGACAUCGAGAUGCCUUUGGUUACACUUUCAAGUUGAAAAACAUUUGGACAGGAUUGAAAAGAUGGUCAUUCGUUCUCCAACUAAUGCUAUGAGGUAACCUCUGGCGUUUAGAUGUUACAGAAAAAGAAAAUGGAUCUGCAAUUUCCUAGGAAAGGCGGCGUUUGCACUUUAUAUAUAAAAAAACUACGCAAAAUCAGUAAACUCAACAAGCUUACCCAAUCUUGUUUCUAUUUUUCAACAAAUUGAUGCUGUAUUUCCUACACCAUCGUGUAAUAAAUCAGUUAAAGUUUA